AUGAGGCCUACGGGCUCUUGGGGAAGGGUGAGUAUCGAGCGGCGGACGGGGCGCGAGGCCUAUGGGCUCCUGGGGCAGGGUGGACAUCGAGCGGCAGACGGGGCGCGAGGCCUACCGGUUCCUGGGGAAGGGUGGGCAUCGAGCGGCGGACGGGCGCGAGGCCUACCGGUUCCUGGGGAAGGGUGGGCAUCGAGCGGCGGACGGGCGCGAGGCCUACCGGUUCCUGGGGCGGGGUGGGCAUCGAGCGGCGGACGGGCGCGAGGCCUACCGGUUCCUGGGGAAGGGUGGGCAUCGAGCGGCGGACGGGCGCGAGGCCUACCGGCUCCUGGGGCGGGGUGGGCAUCGAGCGGCGGACGGAGCGCGAGGCCUACCGGUUCCUGGGGAAGGGUGGGCAUCGAGCGGCGGACGGGCGCGAGGCCUACCGGCUCCUGGGGCGGGGUGGGCAUCGAGCGGCGGACGGGGCGCGAGGCCUACGGGCUCCUGGGUCGGGGUGGGCAUCGAGCGGCGGACGGGCGCGAGGCCUACCGGUUCCUGGGGAAGGGUGGGCAUCGAGCGGCGGACGGGCGCGAGGCCUACCGGUUCCUGGGGCGGGGUGGACAUCGAGCGGCGGACGGGCGCGAGGCCUACCGGCUCCUGGGGCGGGGUGGGCAUCGAGCGGCGGACGGGGCGCGAGGCCUACCGGUUCCUGGGGCGGGGUGGGCAUCGAGCGGCGGACGGGGCGCGAGGCCUACCGGUUCCUGGGGAAGGGUGGGCAUCGAGCGGCGGACGGGCGCGAGGCCUACCGGUUCCUGGGGAAGGGUGGGCAUCGAGCGGCGGACGGGCGCGAGGCCUACCGGCUCCUGGGGAAGGGUGGGCAUCGAGCGGCGGACGGAGCGCGAGGCCUACCGGUUCCUGGGGAAGGGUGGGCAUCGAGCGGCGGACGGAGCGCGAGGCCUACCGGUUCCUGGGGAAGGGUGGGCAUCGAGCGGCGGACGGAGCGCGAGGCCUACCGGUUCCUGGGGAAGGGUGGGCAUCGAGCGGCGGACGGGCGCGAGGCCUACCGGUUCCUGGGGAAGGGUGGGCAUCGAGCGGCGGACGGGCGCGAGGCCUACCGGCUCCUGGGGCGGGGUGGGCAUCGAGCGGCGGACGGAGCGCGAGGCCUACCGGUUCCUGGGGAAGGGUGGGCAUCGAGCGGCGGACGGGCGCGAGGCCUACCGGCUCCUGGGGCGGGGUGGGCAUCGAGCGGCGGACGGAGCGCGAGGCCUACCGGUUCCUGGGGAAGGGUGGGCAUCGAGCGGCGGACGGGCGCGAGGCCUACCGGCUCCUGGGGCGGGGUGGGCAUCGAGCGGCGGACGGGGCGCGAGGCCUACGGGCUCCUGGGUCGGGGUGGGCAUCGAGCGGCGGACGGGGCGCGAGGCCUACCGGUUCCUGGGGAAGGGUGGGCAUCGAGCGGCGGACGGGGCGCGAGGCCUACCGGUUCCUGGGGCGGGGUGGGCAUCGAGCGGCGGACGGGGCGCGAGGCCUACCGGCUCCUGGGGAAGGGUGGGCAUCGAGCGGCGGACGGGCGCGAGGCCUACCGGCUCCUGGGGCGGGGUGGGCAUCGAGCGGCGGACGGGGCGCGAGGCCUACCGGUUCCUGGGGAAGGGUGGGCAUCGAGCGGCGGACGGGCGCGAGGCCUACCGGUUCCUGGGGCGGGGUGGACAUCGAGCGGCGGACGGGCGCGAGGCCUACCGGCUCCUGGGGCGGGGUGGGCAUCGAGCGGCGGACGGGGCGCGAGGCCUACCGGUUCCUGGGGCGGGGUGGGCAUCGAGCGGCGGACGGGGCGCGAGGCCUACCGGUUCCUGGGGAAGGGUGGGCAUCGAGCGGCGGACGGGCGCGAGGCCUACCGGCUCCUGGGGCGGGGUGGGCAUCGAGCGGCAGACGGGGCGCGAGGCCUACGGGCUCCUGGGUCGGGGUGGACAUCGAGCGGCGGACGGAGCGCGAGGCCUACCGGUUCCUGGGGAAGGGUGGGCAUCGAGCGGCGGACGGGGCGCGAGGCCUACCGGCUCCUGGGGCGGGGUGGGCAUCGAGCGGCGGACGGGGCGCGAGGCCUAUGGGCUCCUGGGUCGGGGUGGACAUCGAGCGGCGGACGGGGCGCGAGGCCUACCGGUUCCUGGGGAAGGGUGGGCAUCGAGCGGCGGACGGGGCGCGAGGCCUACCGGUUCCUGGGGAAGGGUGGGCAUCGAGCGGCGGACGGGCGCGAGGCCUACCGGCUCCUGGGGCGGGGUGGGCAUCGAGCGGCUGACGGGGCGCGAGGCCUACAGGCUCCAGGGGCGGGGUGGGCGUCGAGCGGCUGACGGGGCGCGAGGCCUACGGGCUCCAGGGGCGGGGUGGGCAUCGAGCGGCUGA
This is a messenger RNA of Rattus norvegicus (Norway rat), 2367 nucleotides long. The record is from RefSeq and is a predicted model, not a curated record. NCBI's taxonomy places the organism in Eukaryota, Metazoa, Chordata, Mammalia, Rodentia, Muridae.